AUGGAGACUUUAAAGUUGUUCUUUUUAGCAGUUUGUUUCGCCUGUGUAGCAGCAGACACAGAAUUCGAACGGUUUUUUGAUUGGCCAGACAAUGAAACCGUCAAAGAUGACGCUACCCCAAUGACGCGAAUUGUUGGUGGCAGAGCAGCAUUCGAUGGCCAAUUCCCCUAUCAAGUUUCGCUCCGAAAGUGGAUGUCAUAUGACCAUUAUUGCGGAGCUGCUAUUCUAAAUAGCCGGUUCAUAUUGACAGCAGCACAUUGUACCAGAGGUCAAUACUCACAAGCUAGUAGCUUGUAUGCUGUGGUUGGAUGGACCGGACAAGGAGCCAAAGGCAAAGCUUACACUUUGGAAGAGAUUACUCCACAUCCAGCGUUCGAUAUAAGCAUCUUCAGCAAUGACAUCUCAUUGAUCCGAACCCAUCAAGAGAUUCAAUUCUCAUCGCAAGUCUGGCCCAUCAAUUUACCAUUCUCAAACACAGAAAGUAACGCUCCAGUUGUAAUUGCUGGAUGGGGGCUACCUUCUGGUGAUCCGGGCCAUACUUUGUCACCAAUUUUGAAUUACCUUCAGCUUCGCACGCUUGAUCUUAGUACGUGUAUUCGUCGGUUUGAAGGGAAAAACUUGAAAGCAAAUCUGAAUGAUGCAGUCAUUUGCACAACAAGUACGUAUACAAGUGGAAUGGGCACAUGUAUGGGAGAUAGCGGCGGACCAUUGGUUGAUAUAUCCGAUCCAAAUAACAAAGUUUUGGCUGGCGUUGUUUCUUGGGGUGUUCCGUGUGCCAGAGGAUUUCCAGAUGUUUUCACUCGAGUUCAUUCACAUCUUUACUGGAUCCUCAGCCAAAUGAGCCAACAAGUACCUGGAUCGGUUAAAUAUAUUUAUUAUGACUAAUUAAAGUAGUUUUCAC
Messenger RNA from Sitodiplosis mosellana (orange wheat blossom midge), 901 nucleotides. RefSeq names its product chymotrypsin-2-like. Gene Ontology annotation, biological process: proteolysis. Lineage: Eukaryota; Metazoa; Arthropoda; Insecta; Diptera; Cecidomyiidae. Gene Ontology annotation, molecular function: serine-type endopeptidase activity. The coding region runs from base 1 to 885 and encodes 294 amino acids. The record is from RefSeq and is a predicted model, not a curated record. The transcript is spliced from 4 exons.